This is a messenger RNA of Rotaria sordida, 1264 nucleotides long. The record is from the annotation of a GenBank genome assembly. Lineage: Eukaryota; Metazoa; Rotifera; Eurotatoria; Philodinida; Philodinidae.
AUGGCUGAAGAAUCACAAGAAGAGCUUGAUAAAUUUCUAUCAAAAAUCGAUGAUAUUCAUCGUAUUGUUCAAGAUUUAUCUUCUAAUGAUCCAAAUGAAGUAUCAAAAGCAAUGGAACAAUCUGAUAUAUUACUUAAAGAUACAUCCAAAACAGGUGUUGAUCGUACUAUAAUAAAUAAAUCAUCUUCAGAAUCAACACAACAACAAAUGUCACCGAAUGCAUUUAUGAGUGCAUUAGAAAAAGAUGCUCAAGAACGUGCUGAAAAUCGUCGUAAAAAUAAAAUUUUAGCUGAUGAAUUAAAAACAAAAGGAAAUGAAGCAUUUCAUCAACAAUUAUAUGAUCAAGCAAUUGAUUAUUAUACACAAGGUUUAAAAAUAAAAAAAGAUUAUGAUAUAUUAUAUACAAAUAGAGCACAAGUUUAUGUUAAACAAGGACGAUAUGAAGAUGCAAUUAAUGACUGUGAUUGGGCUUUAAAAGUAACACCAACAUUUAUUAAAGCUUAUGUAAUCAAAGGCAAAUGUUUAAUUAAUUUAAAAGAAUUUGAUCGUGCUAAAGAAGAAUUUAUUCAAGCUGAAGAAAUAGCAAUAAAAAAAUUUGAAUCUAUAAAUACUCGUCAAUGUAUUCAAGAAGUUCAACGACAACGUGAUAAAUAUCAACGAGAAGAAUCAGCACGAAUAUUUCUAUCAAAUGAAGAUUCAUCAAUACCAAUGAAUUUAACAAAUACACUUAAAAAAUUAAAUUUUGAUAAACAAUCAAUUAUUUAUUAUAUAGGUGGAAUUGAUCUUCUCUGUCAAAUAAUAAAAGAUGAAACAACUCGAACCGCGUUUCGUGUUAAUAAUGGUUUUAAUUUAUUUAAUUCUCAUUCGAUUAUAACAGAGAGUGAUAAUGAAAAUUUAUCGGAAUCAAUUUUUAAUCUAAUGAUUAUUCUUUGUCAAGAUGAUGAUGAAAAUACUAAACAAUGUUUAGAAAGUAAAUUUUUCAUUAAUUAUUUAACAAAAAAUAUUUAUUCAUCAAAUGCAUUUCAAUUUCUUGUUGAAAUUUCAUUAAAAAAUCAAUCACGAUUAAUUUUAAUGCAAAAAAUUACACCGGAUAAAUUUAUUCAAUAUUUAAUGAAUAUAAUCGAUGAUAAAAACUCUAAUCGAAUAUAUGCUGCAAAAUUAUUAAGUAAUUUAGCAAUUGAAUCAAAGAUUAAACAAUAUUUUAAUAAUAAAGAUGAAUUGAUAAAAUUAAUUACAAUUCUAGUAAGAAAUAAUUUAUUGUUUG